AUGGAUUUAUUCGGCACGGAAGAGAUGGCAGCUGCCUUGCCCGAGGCUUCAGGGACCACAGGGGUCGUCAAUCGCCUGAACCAGGAAGCUGCAACUCUCGCUCGCGACAAAGGCUGGACAGAGCCAGAGAAAUAUGACUACUCGCGAUACGCAGCUCCUACCGAGGAAGCAGCUACUGGCAACCCCUCUUACGACGCGACUCCUUGGGCCUCUGAUGCUCGUAAGUAUGAGUGGAAAGAGGACUACGGUGAUGUUGGUCCUGAAGACGAGGAGCUGGAGAAGAUGCUUUAUCGUCAUGACUUGAUCAACCGUGCUGGCGUCAAAUUCGAAAAUCUAAGCAGCAUCAAGGUUGUCGUCGAGGCCGUGGAGAAAAUUGCCCCAAUCUCCCGCUUCGCUGAUGCUGGCUUGCAUCCCAUCAUGGAGAAGAACGUCAGGCUGUGUGGAUACACCAUUCCAACUCCCAUCCAAGCAUAUGGAAUCCCCGCCAUUCUCGAGGGACGUGACUUGCUGGCUGUCGCACAAACUGGUUCUGGAAAGACUGCAGCAUACCUCGUUCCUAUUCUAUCGAAGCUCAUGGGCAAGGCGAAGAAGCUCGCAGCUCCUCGUCCUAAUAUCACAGAAGGAUUCGAGCCCAAGGUUCACGCAGUUCGUGCUGAGCCAUUGGUUCUGGUCAUCGUGCCUACUCGUGAGCUAGCUUGCCAGAUCUUCGAUGAAGCUCGUCGUCUUUGCUAUCGCUCAAUGUUUCGUCCCUGCGUUGCCUAUGGUGGCGGGCCCGUUUCUCAUCAACGUAUGGAGCUUCAGAAGGGUUGUGAUAUCUUGAUUGGGACACCAGGACGUCUCAUUGACUUCAUGGGCCAACCCCAUGUCCUUUCAUUGCGUCGUGUCCGAUACACCGUUAUCGAUGAAGCAGACGAGCUCCUCAAUUACGACUGGGAGACAGAGUUUACUCAACUUCUUUCUGGCGGAGAUUCCAACGAGGAUGCUGAUCACCGUUACAUGAUGUUCUCGGCAACGUUCAACAAAACAUGCCGUCAAGUUGCGAAGAAGUACUUGGAACAUGGCUAUGUGCGCAUCCGUGUUGGUCGCCUUGGAAGCAGUCAUGCAAACAUCGAACAACGCGUGUACUAUGCAGAUGACUCGGUCAAAGAGCAGUGUCUUUAUGACCUGCUUCUCUCCAUGCCUCCCGCUCGCACUCUCAUUUUCGUCAAUACCAAAGCCCAGGCAGAUCGUCUCGACGAUUUCCUCUACAAUCGGGGCCUUCCAAGCACCUCCAUUCACUCUGAUCGCACUCAGCGUGAGCGUGAAGAUGCUAUGUCAGCAUUCCGUUCAGGCAAAACCCCUAUCCUCAUCGCGACCGGAGUGUCUUCUCGUGGCUUGGAUAUCAAGAACGUUAUGCACGUGAUUAACUUUGACCUCCCUAGCUCCGACCAAGGUGGCAUCGACGAAUAUGUCCACCGCAUUGGUCGAACUGCCCGUAUUGGCAAUGAGGGUAUCGCAACCUCCCUAUACAAUCACGAUAGGAACACUGAUAUUGCGCAAAACCUGGUCAAAGUCCUCCUGGAGAACAAGCAGCCGAUCCCUGACUUCCUGGAGGACAUGAAACCCGAAGGCGAACUCGUCUUUGACGAUGACAACUCCGAGGAAGACGAGGAGAGCAACGUAAUCGCCGCUGACGCUGAACCGCAGUCUACCGAGCCAGCUUCUAUAUUUGACGAAUUCUCCGAGUCCAAGCAGGAGGCUGCUACCGAAGCACCUGUUGAUGGUAAGGAAGUUGAGUGGUAA
Messenger RNA from Talaromyces marneffei, 1782 nucleotides. RefSeq lists its product as uncharacterized. Gene Ontology annotation, cellular component: nucleus. The transcript is spliced from 8 exons. Bases 1 to 1782 code for a protein of 593 amino acids. Gene Ontology annotation, molecular function: RNA binding; ATP binding; RNA helicase activity. NCBI's taxonomy places the organism in Eukaryota, Fungi, Ascomycota, Eurotiomycetes, Eurotiales, Trichocomaceae. The record is from RefSeq and is a predicted model, not a curated record.